AUGCCCGUCCAACAAAUUCAGACGCCUUAUCCUGUUAUCGACACCGAUCCCAAAUUCACCCGUGUUGUGCGUUACUUUCGACCUUCCGAUUAUGCUGCAUGGGCCGUUGGUACCGCUGCAGCUCCUGCCGCCAUUUUGGGCUUUGAGCGCGUGAACCCUGUUGGUGUUGGUCGCAGCCUUCGCAUCCCUCUUCGUAUUGCCACUCUCUUUGGUGCUUUUGGUGGUUUCCUUUACGCCUAUCAAAACAGCAGCUUGCGUUUCUGGGGCUGGUCCGAAAAUGCCGCUGAAGUUGCCAAGGAUCAAGAAGAGAUGAAGCAGCUUAUCAAGGAGGGCAAGCCCUUGUAUGGUGAGAGCUCUAUGCCCGAGCACAUUCAAGAGAUGUCUGCUAGAAACUCCCGAUUCGCUCAACUCAAGUUCAGCUCGAUUCCUUGGUUCAACUUUGCCAACCACAACAGCCAUGGUGUCGACACUUCCAAGUACAACAACUAA
Lichtheimia ornata is the source of this 489-nucleotide messenger RNA. RefSeq lists its product as uncharacterized. The transcript has 4 exons. Lineage: Eukaryota; Fungi; Mucoromycota; Mucoromycetes; Mucorales; Lichtheimiaceae. The record is from RefSeq and is a predicted model, not a curated record. Bases 1 to 489 code for a protein of 162 amino acids.